Molecule: messenger RNA, 969 nt
Organism: Cladophialophora immunda
Lineage: Eukaryota; Fungi; Ascomycota; Eurotiomycetes; Chaetothyriales; Herpotrichiellaceae
Exons: 1
Coding region: 1-969 (322 amino acids)
Source: RefSeq, a predicted model, not a curated record
AUGGUUGUACAAUCGCAGCCAUGCCAGGCGCAGGCGCAAUGCACACCACCAAGUUAUAAGAAGGUCGUCGACAUCGUUCAAGAGCAGUUCACGACUCCUCCGUAUGUUACCAUCACGCAUGCUGUGUCACAAGUCGUCCAGAUGGACGAGGUUCUGGCGUCACAUUCGCCAGAUCGUUCGUGGAAUGGAAACUACGUGCACGGCCAGACUGUGUUCGCCCAUGCUGCGGUCGUUCCGUCUUACCAUGCUUCCCCACGGCCGUUGACCGCACCUGUACCUCGACCCACGAAUAUUAUUGCGGCUCCAAGGAGCAUCAACAUUGUUCUGUUGGAGAGAUAUAUCCCUCCAACGAGUAUCCAAGACGUCAAGAAUUUCUUUACAUUCUGUCGACGGUCCUAUAUUGUGGACCGCCUCUUUGAGCUUUCUGCGCAUAACGGGUCGCUCCUUCUCGUAUAUCCGACCAGAAAUGGGGCACUCACGCUUACGAAUAAAUAUCUUGGCCCUAUCAUUGAACCCUUCUUGCGCAAGUUUGUUCUGUUAAGCGAUCUAAACACCGACGUUGCCAUUUCAAUGAGCCAGAUGGCUGCAGUCUGCGGGAUGAGGGAUUUCGCGGGACUUGAGAAGGAUGUGUUGGCACUCUGUCGCGCUAUCGGCGAGCACUUGCCUUCACACGAUCCAAAAAGCCGAUAUGAAGUCAUACACACCGAUAAAGCGAAUGUCGUCUUAGACCGAGCCGCCUGGAAAGAGUGGUAUCUGGAGCAAGAACAACCUCGUCUCCGCCAGGCCCUGAUAGACUACCAUAAAUCUGGCGGUCGAAUGCCGGCUAGACGGGGUCAGGUCGAAGUUACACCAGACAUGUUGGUUCGCGAAGUUGUUGAAGCAAUCCGUCAGAGUGAAGAUGACUCUGGCAACGCAGCGGUCGAGGUGGGAGUGUUCGUGAUACGGCGCUCAGUGUCGACACAUGCAUAA